This is a messenger RNA of Homo sapiens (human), 4309 nucleotides long. It is a transcript of the gene FAM86B2, whose product is annotated as family with sequence similarity 86 member B2. Lineage: Eukaryota; Metazoa; Chordata; Mammalia; Primates; Hominidae. Gene Ontology annotation, cellular component: protein-containing complex. Bases 2219 to 2911 code for a protein of 230 amino acids. The record is from RefSeq and is a predicted model, not a curated record. The transcript has 7 exons.
ACCUCCUCCUGAGCGCGGUGACCAGGUCACAGGCUGUCCCUCGUGCCUCAGUGUUCUCAUCUGUAUGUCGAGCACUGCACAGAAUCGGCUCAUGCGCUGAGGCUUUCACGCCUGUGAUGGAAGAGACAGAGAAGGGGGUGGCCUCUCCUCUCCCUGGGGACCUGCCAUUCUCAGCACAGGCACAUGGCAGGCAGCAGCCUCCCUUCUGCCAGCAGAGGGGCUUAAUGCACCCCGUUCCAUUUGUAAUUCAUGUGCAUUGAGCUCACUGGAUGAGUCAGUUGGGAUAUAUAUUCCUCCCUGGGUCUGCCCCAUUUUAUGGGGUGUUGCUUAAUCAUUUGUGUUAUUCCAUUGACAUAAAAUAUUUAGCACUCAGAGAUCAUUUCUGGUCAGGAGAAAUGUGUGCAUUUUUAACCCAAAAUAGAAACCUUCAUAAAAGCAUCAUAGGUCUCCAUUCAAUAUUGACUAUAAUUGUUCACAUGCCCACACUGAAUGCUAACUUGGGCUCACCCUCAACACCCACCAGGUGGGUACUAUUAUUAUCACUCACAUUUGACCAGAGGGAUUGUUUGAUUAGGGUGAAGUAGUUGAGAGUUCAGACCCAGGAGACAGCCUGCCUGCUUCGAAUCCUGGCCCAACCCCUGGCCCUGUGUGACCUUGGGCAAGUGACUGUAUCUCUCUGUGCUAUUGUUUUCUUAUUAAUAAAAUGGGGGAUAUAAUGAUACCUACCUCUUAGGGUUGUUCUCAGCGUUGAGUACAAAUGCCUGCGGAUCAGUGCCUGGCUCAUGGUAAAUGCAUGUCGGUGUUAGCUAGUGUUUUCUUCAGUCUCAAAAUGUUUAAUAAAUGCCUUCCGUGAGCCAGGCACCAUGGAUCGGCAGUACCCAUGAUAGAUGAGGCUCUGCUUGCAUGGGAGAGCCAGAGAAUAAAUGAAUAAACAAGAAAAGACCAGAUGAGAGUGGCUUUAAAGCCAAUAAAACAGGGAAAUGGUGAAUGGAGCAACUGGGGAGAAGUGUCACCAAAGUCAGGGAAUCAGGGAAGCCUUCCCCAAAGAGGUGGCAUUUGAACUGGGACCUGAGUGGUGAAGCAGCCAGCCAUGGGAAGGGUUUGGGGAACAAGAUAUGCAAAGGCCCUGUUGUGGAAAUAAGCCAGCUGUGGUUGAGGAACAACAGCAAGGCAGCCAGUGUGGCUGGAGUGGAGUGAGCAGGGUGGGCCAGUGGUGAGGGAGAACAGGCCAGAGAGGGGGAUUAGCAGCAGGCCUUGUAGGGCCUUUUAUGGCAUAGAAGGAGCUCUGAAGCAAUGAAGUGCCUUGCCAUGUGUCACAUACCAGCCGAGACAGUCUGCCUAACUCGGGAGCCAAAGCUCACUGCUGGGCUUGAGGCCCCUGUAAGAGGACAAUGUAACCCAGGCUGGUAUGGGCACAUUCUGCAUUUCCACUUAAACUCAGAUGGCAAGCCCAUCAAACCUUGGUGCCAUGGCUGCCCUGGUAAUUCCUGGCUGACCAGUGUAACCAGGGAGCUGGCCCAUGACCUGGGUGGCAGCUGAGUAGCCAGGACUAAUGCGACCAAGAGUCAGCCUUCUUCCUGUGACUCAUCCAGGUGCACCCUGCGACAUCUGAAGGUCAGGCUUUCAGCCGCUGUGGCUUCCACUUCCAACUGGCUCCACGUCCCCAGGGAGGGAUCACAUAGAGCUUUGCCAACACAUUCUAUUGCGUGUUUAAUGUUCCUGUGAAUGGGCCCUUGAGAUUUCUCUCUCUCCCAUCCACACAGAGCUUAGAGGCAAAGUUAAGAGACUCAUCAUAUUCUGAGCUGCUGCGGGAUAUUUUGCAGAAGACUGUGAGGCAUCCUGUGUGUGUGAAGCACCCGCCGUCAGUCAAGUAUGCCUGGUUCUUUCUCUCAGAACUCAUCAAAAAGAGACAAGAUCUCUGUUGCCCAGGCUGUCCUCGAACUCCUGGGCUCAAGCAGUCCUCCCACGUCAGCCUUUAGAGUAGCUGGAACUAUUCGACACACACCACCACGCCCAACGAAGUGAGUAUUUUAUAUACCAGCUGGCCGGUAUUAUACCAUUCCAUCCCAAAUCUCCCCUCCAAACUUGGUGAAAAUCAUCUGGCCAUUUUUACAGAUUAGAACGAAAGCAAACAAGCUCUCACUCUGUCUGCCCCCAGCACGAGGCUGUCCACACGGAGCCUUUGGACAAACUGUACGAGGUGCUCGCGGAGACUCUGAUGGCCAAGGAGUCCACCCAGGGCCACCGGAGCUAUUUGCUGUCCUCAGGAGGCUCGGUCACACUCUCCAAGAGCACAGCCAUCAUCUCCCACGGUACCACAGGCCUGGUCACAUGGGAUGCCGCCCUCUACCUUGCAGAAUGGGCCAUCGAGAACCCGGCAGCCUUGAUUAACAGGACUGUCCUAGAGCUUGGCAGUGGUGCCGGCCUCACAGGCCUUGCCAUCUGCAAGAUGUGCCGCCCCCGGGCAUACAUCUUCAGCGACCCUCACAGCCGGGUCCUCGAGCAGCUCCGAGGGAAUGUCCUUCUCAAUGGCCUCUCAUUAGAGGCAGACAUCACUGGCAACUUAGACAGCCCCAGGGUGACAGUGGCCCAGCUGGACUGGGACGUAGCAAUGGUCCAUCAGCUCUCUGCCUUCCAGCCAGAUGUUGUCAUUGCAGCAGACGUGCUGUAUUGCCCAGAAGCCAUCGUGUCGCUGGUCGGGGUCCUGCAGAGGCUGGCUGCCUGCCGGGAGCACAAGCGGGCUCCUGAGGUCUACGUGGCCUUUACCGUCCGCAACCCAGAGACGUGCCAGCUGUUCACCACCGAGCUAGGCCGGGAUGGGAUCAGAUGGGAAGCAGAAGCUCAUCAUGACCAGAAACUGUUUCCCUAUGGAGAGCACUUGGAGAUGGCAAUGCUGAACCUCACACUGUAGGACUCACACAUGACUCCAAAGGGAUUGUGAGAAUCAAGUCACUCUCGUGGGAAGAAUUUUUAUAUGGGAAAGUGGAUAAAACUUUCAUUGGACUGGAAUGUUUGGAGAUUAUUAAAUUCCAAAUCAGGAAUCAAAACUGCCCUCUAAUAAGACAUUAGCUGUCUAGGCGUGUGGGUGCCCCCUUUCUGCCAGCAGUUCUGGUUCUCAAGAAAAUCAUCAUAAAUCAGACAUGAAAAUUCUGGCUCCAAAAAUAGCAUUUUCUUUCUGCAAAUAAAAACGUGUGUAUCAAGGAUGACGUUCCCCCAACGUGGACACACUCGGUUCCUCAGAAAGCCAAGCCCGCUGCAGCUGCCACAUCCCUGGACACACUCGGUUCCUCACAAAGCCAAGCCCGCUGCAGCUGCCACAUCCCAGGGCUUAUGGUGCAGCAGGCGCUUUUUUCAAGACAGGAAUGAAAGUGUUAGGAACAUGGCAGAAAGGUGACACCUGGAGACCAAAUGCAGGAUGAGGAGUACUGCAGAGGUCACAGGGAAGUCACAGAACAGUAAUACGCUAGCAGGGGCAUGGGGCAUGAAGAACAGAAGACAGGAAGCAUUUCAGAGACUCCAAAGAAGAAAUCAGGGCCAACCACAGCUUCCCGGGUCAUUCACCAGGUGACACCACUGCCGUCAUUUCAGCUUCUGGCCACUGGGAGGCGCUGCUCGAAAGGCUUUGCCCUGAGACUCCAAGAAGCUGCGGGAAGGACAGCAGGGGCCCUGGGGUUUUAGCCUCUGGCCCAGGAGUUAUGUGUCCAUAACCAAAGGGAGCACAGUCUGCACCCAGCUCUCAUCCCAUCAGAGCUGCUGAGACUCUUGCAGGUUCUUCCAGAACUGGUUUAGCUUGCCUGCAGGAUCAGAAAAGUUUGAGAAAAGCAUCUGCAAAAUGCUAAAGAGCAGAGCUUAACUCAUUGCCUGUCCCCACCCCAUCCCAGGUCACCACUUGGAUGACCCCAGGUCCCCGACCCAACAACAACCCCUCCCAAGUCCCUAACUCCCUCACUUGGACUUGAGACCCUUCACAACCCCCCUCACUUGGACUUGAGACCCUUCACAACCCAGCAGCGCUCCACCUCCAACUUGACAUCAUGCUUUCUGGAAACUUCCCCGUAUGUCCCACUUUCCCACACUUGGUGCCCUGGAGCACCUUCCGGCCUCUACAUGCUGUACGUUCCCCUGUGAGCACCCUCCUCUCGGCCUCUGGCCAACACAGUCCCACCCAUCUGUGGGUAACAAGGGGGUGUGGGUGUUCUUUUCAGCCUUGCUAAACUGUCUGAAUCAAGGAUCACAAACUACAGCCUGCAGGCCAAAUCCAGCCCACAGCCUGUGUUUGUGAAUAAAGCUUUGUUGGAACAAAGCCACA